AUGCGGCUGUCAGUCCCUCCCUCAUCAGGCUCCCCUCCCUCCUCAGCCUGCGGCGCAUCCCAGGAGCAGGACCCCACCCUCAGGGACCCAGAGGCCAUCGCUCGGCGGUGGCCGUGGAUGGUCAGCGUGCAGGCCAACGGCACACACGUGUGCGCAGGCGCCCUCAUCGCCGCCCAGUGGGUGCUGACCGUGGCCCACUGCCUGACCCAGGAAGGUGUCACCUACUCCGUGCGGGUGGGGAGCCCCUGGCUUGACAAGAGGGCUCAGACUACGGCCGAUGUCAGGGUGCGCGAGGUCAUUCUGAACAGCCGGUUCCGGUCCCGGCGCUAUUGGUCCUGGGUGGGCCAGGCCAACAACAUCGCCCUGCUGCAGCUCGAGAGAACGCUCAACUAUAGCAAGUACGUCUGGCCCAUCUGCCUGCCCGGCCUGGACUACAGGGUGAAGGACUUCUCCAUCUGCACCGUGACGGGCUGGGGGCUCCCCAGGGCGAACGGUACAUGGCCGCAGUUCCGGACCAUCCGGGAGAAGGAGGUCACAAUCCUGAACAGCAAGGAGUGUGAGGACUUCUACCACCGAUUCUCCAAAAUCCCCUCCCUGGUUCGGGUCAUCAACUCCCAGAUGAUCUGUGUGCAGGACACCGACAGGAAGCACUUCUGCUAUGAGACCAGCGGGGAGCCCCUGUCCUGUCCUGUGCAGGACACGUGGUUCCUGGUGGGGAUAGUGAGCUGGGGCCCCGGCUGCGGCCAGAACGAGGCCCCGCCCAUCUACCUGCGCAUCUCCACCUACCAGCACUGGAUCUGGAAGCGCAUCAACGGGCAGGCUCUGCCGGCCCCGUCCAGGGCCCUGCUCCUGGCGCUGGCGCUGCCCCUCAGCCUCCUUGCUGCCUGCUGAUGCCCCCAGGCCAUCUCUGGGGGCGCCCUCUGGCCCCAGGCCCCCUCAUCGUCCUCGUCCAGGACACUGCAGGUCCACUCUCCUGUCCCACCCGGCAGGGCCGAGACAGGUGCUCAAUUAAACAGUUCUCUUCCUCACGUAGCCUCCUUCCUGGUCCCGGAGGCGCUCGCCCUCGGCUGCUCGCGUGGGAGAUGGCUGAACAAGAUGGGUGGGGUGGGGGCUUGGGCACCGAAAGGGCAGAGCCCAGGACUGGCCUCCGUCCAGAGGGGGGGUGGCUCCUGCAGAAGGUGGGGGAGUGUGUGUAGGGAUGACAUCGGGGUCAGGUGAUGGAGGGCCUGGAAUGCCCUGCCCAGGCCAAAGCGGGCGCUGCCGGACUGCGUGAGGCUGGGAGGGGCAGCUGUGGGGCCCGGAGUGGAAGGUAUUCGUUCUGUUAAUUUAAUGGGAGUCGGGCUCUUCUUGACCUGGCCGGGCUCCUGGCCGUGGCGAGAACACACCCAGCACUGGGCUCAGACCCUCGAAGGCCUGUGGAAACCAAAGCUGCCCUUUGCUCUUGGCCACCUGACUCCCGCCCGCUCCCCCCAGUCGGGCUCGGAGAAGCCAGGGGAGGGACGGUCAGCCCG
Molecule: messenger RNA, 1511 nt
Organism: Myotis davidii
Lineage: Eukaryota; Metazoa; Chordata; Mammalia; Chiroptera; Vespertilionidae
Gene: PRSS50
Product: protease, serine 50
Exons: 4
Coding region: 1-891 (296 amino acids)
Biological process (GO): proteolysis
Cellular component (GO): endoplasmic reticulum
Molecular function (GO): serine-type endopeptidase activity; threonine-type endopeptidase activity
Source: RefSeq, a predicted model, not a curated record